AUGCAAUUCUUUUUGUUUUAUUUGUCAACACAAGCAUCAAUACAGGAUGCAAUACUCGGAGAUUGGUCUGUGGUCAAAUUAGAACAAAGUGGAGCUAUAAAUGAUGAUUUUAAAAAUCAAAUUUACGGAAUUGAAAUUCAUAAAGCAGAUGAUAAAAUAAUUGGAUCAAUAUAUAGAAAUAAUAUCGAAGCUAAGUCGAGAUUAAACCCUUUCGUCGAUGCAUUUGAAGUAGAAGUUGUAGAAAACAAAAUUUUACUAAAAUCAACACAAAACAAUAUAGGAACCACAAUAAGCUUAGAAUUCGAUUUAAUAGAUGGCAAAUAUGCUUUAACUGGCACUCUUUUAGAUCAAGAACUUACAAUUGCAUUUAAUUCAGCAGAUUCUGCAAGUAUUUUAUAUGGAGAAACUCAAUACCUAUUACAGAGAGAAAUACAACCUGAAGAAGCGCCAAUUUCAGACAUGGUAAAGAACAGAAAGUCGAAAUUUGCACCAAAACAAGAAAAAACACAAGAAGAGCCUCAACAACCUCAAGAAACAGUUAAACCUGAUAUAAAAUUUACAGAUACGAUUAAAGAACUACUAGAACCGUUUAAGAAAUACUUAUACAUCGUAUACACAGCGUUGUUCAUUUUAGUUAUAGAAAUUAUCCUUCUUUCAUGCGGCUCUGGCUGCCAAAGCUUCAUGAAAGGUCGUGAUGCGAAAAGAAAAGCCAAUAAAAAGAAAAAUAGAGCUAAUAAAGCAAAUAAACAAGAAAAUGAGCCAUCUGAGAAAUAG
This is a messenger RNA of Trichomonas vaginalis G3, 774 nucleotides long. RefSeq lists its product as uncharacterized. The transcript has a single exon. The coding region runs from base 1 to 774 and encodes 257 amino acids. NCBI's taxonomy places the organism in Eukaryota, Parabasalia, Trichomonadida, Trichomonadidae. The record is from RefSeq and is a predicted model, not a curated record.